AUGCUCUCUCAGAAGGUCGCCCAACAGUCGCUGCGACGGCUUGCCGUCCAGCAGCCCUACGCCAUGCGCUGGACUCUCAUGAACGCCGCCUCCCCCGCCGCCGUUGCCAUGGGCAGGAACGUCCAGAUGAUUCAGACUAGAUUCGCCGCCACCAACACGAAAACCAGCGAUCCCACCAAGAUCCUCGCCGAGCAGCGUCUCCGCCGCCCCGUCGCCCCUCACCUCACCAUCUACCGCCCCCAAAUCACCUGGCUGAUGAGUGGUCUGAACCGAAUCACCGGCUUGAUGCUCUCUGGCCCCCUCUACCUAUUCGCAACCGCCUACCUCGCUGCGCCCCUGUUCGGCUGGCACCUCGAGUCCGCGUCUCUGGCCGCUGCGUUCGCUGCCCUCCCGCUCGCCGCGCAGCUCAGCUUCAAGACCUUCUUCGCGCUCCCCUUCACCUACCACUCAUUCAACGGGCUUCGACACUUGAUGUGGGAUGCUGGUCGUGGUAUCACCAACAAGCAGGUUAUCCAGACUGGCUGGGCGGUUGUUGGUGUUAGCGUUGUCAGCGCUCUUUGGCUUGCUUUCCUGUGA
Messenger RNA from Aspergillus mulundensis, 576 nucleotides. RefSeq names its product succinate dehydrogenase cytochrome b560 subunit. Gene Ontology annotation, cellular component: membrane. The coding region runs from base 1 to 576 and encodes 191 amino acids. Lineage: Eukaryota; Fungi; Ascomycota; Eurotiomycetes; Eurotiales; Aspergillaceae. The transcript has 3 exons. Gene Ontology annotation, biological process: mitochondrial electron transport, succinate to ubiquinone; tricarboxylic acid cycle. Gene Ontology annotation, molecular function: electron transfer activity; succinate dehydrogenase activity. The record is from RefSeq and is a predicted model, not a curated record.